AUGAAGGCACAGGAAGGAGCAGGCUCUCUCCUGCUCUUCAUCACCCCCUUGUUGCUUCCACAGAGCUUCGCUUCUGAGCUCUCUGUGGUGACAUGUGGCUCGGCGGUGAAGCUGCUCAAUACCAAGCACAAUGUCCGUCUUCACUCACAUGAUGUCCGGUACGGCUCAGGCAGUGGUCAGCAGUCAGUGACUGGAGUUACUGCUGCAGAUGAUGGCAAUAGUUACUGGAGAAUCCGUGGAAAAACCUCCACAGUUUGUGAGAGAGGAAGACUAAUAAAAUGUGGACAGUCUAUCCGUCUUACACAUGUCAAUACUGGGCGCAACCUCCACAGUCAUCACUUCACCUCUCCAUUGUCAGGAAACCAGGAAGUCAGUGCAUUUGGAGAGGAUGGAGAAGGAGACAUCUUAGAUGACUGGACUAUACUAUGCAAUGGAGAAUACUGGCAGCGGGAUGAAGAGGUGCGGUUUAAAACACGUGUCAACCAACGUAUUGCUGUCUGUCACAGGGGAACAGUAUGGUCGUCCUAUAAAUGGUCAGAGAGAAGUGCAUGGCAUGAUGUAUGCAAGUCAGCACAACUACUGGAAAGUAAUGGAAGGCAUCUUCAUGAAACCGAGUGAGCCUCCAAGGACAGACUACAUACACUCUGAGUUAUGA
Molecule: messenger RNA, 655 nt
Organism: Staurois parvus
Lineage: Eukaryota; Metazoa; Chordata; Amphibia; Anura; Ranidae
Source: the annotation of a GenBank genome assembly